Messenger RNA from Coprinopsis cinerea okayama7#130, 2571 nucleotides. RefSeq names its product ankyrin repeat domain 52. Bases 1 to 2571 code for a protein of 856 amino acids. Gene Ontology annotation, molecular function: protein binding. The record is from RefSeq and is a predicted model, not a curated record. NCBI's taxonomy places the organism in Eukaryota, Fungi, Basidiomycota, Agaricomycetes, Agaricales, Psathyrellaceae. The transcript has 8 exons.
AUGGGUCAGCAGCUCUCAGGAAACACGACGUCGGAUAAGGCCCACAAUAACCCUGUGCCUGGAGCAUAUGAUUUGAACGAUCAAGACACGACCUUUAACAAUCCUCGCACCGUCGAGAUCAGUGGCGGGAACCACUACGCGAUUGGCCGCGAUUUCGUCCAGAUUGAAAUCUCGAACUACAUAGCAUCUUCUACACCCAACGAUCGCAUGUGCACAGGGGCCCGUCUUCGGAGGAUAAGGACGUGGCUGGCGCCGAACGUCAACUUCAGGUCGAUCCACAUGGACGUUCGGAAGAAGCGUAUCCCAGGAACAGGGCAUUGGUUUCUCAAAAGUCGACUCUAUAGGGAAUGGAAGAAGAGCAAAAGCGGAAUCCUGUGGGGCAUGGGAAUUCCUGGUGCAGGCAAGACGGUGCUUGCGUCGAAUGUCGCAGAUGAUCUCUUAAGCCUAGCGGAGGGGACCGACAACAUCUGCGUCCUCAUGGUGUACAGCCGCUAUACCGAGCCGGUCACCGUGGACGACAUUCUCAAGGCUCUGAUCAAACAAUGCAUCGAGCGACACCCCGACCUGGUGGCUGUCGUCGAACCUCUGUACGAACGACACACUCUGGAGGAGACGGAACCCUCGCUGGAUGAACUCGUCGAGCUCUUGCAAACGCUUGAACAGUAUUUCGAUUGCGUAUUUUAUAUCAUCGAUGGCGUCGAUGAAGUGCUAAACGAAGUUCAAUUCGACUUUAUUCGAGCCAUUAAUUGUUUGCGAGGCAACUUCAUUCUCACCUCGCGGCCGCUGGAUGACCUGGGCACCAACCUUGAGGGCGCCGUUUUUUUCACUAUCCUGGCUCAAGACGAAGAUAUCCAACUCUUGGUGCAAGAACGACUAGAACGAUACCCUGGACUCUCGAGGAUCUUGGACGCCAACAAUUUUCGUGCAGAGGCGACGGCGCAGAUACAGCGAAAGGCUGCCGGAAUGUUCCUUCAUGCUGCCCUUCAGCUGGAAGAGCUCCAACGGUGUCUGUCCCUUGCCAGUGCGAAGCAAAAAUUGGAACAGUUCCCUUCCGGGCUGCAAGGGAUGUACGCCUCUGCCAUGGAACGCAUUGAAGCUCAGUGGCCAGAGCAUCGAGAUAUGGCCAAGCUCGCUCUACUAUGGGUGGUUCUCUCUCGGACACCGCUGUCUGUUAGAGAUUUGCAGUAUGCUCUGGGAACCCAGCAGCAAUCACACGCCUUGGACCAGCAACCAACGCUCCCGGACGGCCCCUCUAUCAUUGCUGCAUGUUGUGGUCUCCUGGAGGUCCAUGGCGAUAAAGAGCUCGUUCGUCUUAUCCACUUCACGGCGAAGGACGCAUUGGCGCCCAUGCUUCUGGCGGAUUUCCCCUCUCCUCAUGCCCUCAUAGCCAAAGUCUUGAUCAAGCGGCUCGAAUCCAGUGGGAUGCAUAAGGACAAUCCAUCAAGUAAAGAAGAGCUCGGUGCUCUCCUCGAUCGUCAGCCCCUCCUACGUUACGCGAGGGACCACUGGGGCCAUCAUGUUUCGGAGUGCGACUACCCAUCCGAGAUCGCCCCCUUGGUGGAAGGCUUCUUGCAGCAGUGCACAGCUUUCCCUUCCGAUGACUGGGACGCCCUCGAUUUCUAUUACCCACUUCACGUCGCCGCCCGCUAUGGCCUCACGCCUUAUCUGGAGCGCGUCGUGAACUGCGGUUGGGACAUCAAUUCACGCACGCGACAUCGCCAGAGAACACCAUUGAUCAUUGCCGCCAAUGCUCAUCUCGAAUCGGUGGUUCGGCGAUUACUCGGGUUCGACAAGAUAGACGCGAAUGCCAUGAGCGUCGCUGGUUGGACGGCGCUGAUGGGAGCGGCACGAGGAGGAGAGGAGAGGAUAGUCGAUCAGUUGGUCCAGUUUGGGGGGACGGAGGUCAACCGUGCAAACGUCGUGGGGUGGACGGCGUUGAUGUCUGCCUCGAGGAAUGGGCAUGUUGGCACCGUCAAGAGACUGCUACGUGUGCCUGGCAUCGACGUGAACGCGACCAAUGGCUCUGGCCGGACGGCGUUGAUGUUCGCCGCUUGGUACGGCCACGAAGCGACCUUACAGUCUCUACUGUCCUUCCCAGGAGCUUUGGUUGAUGUGGCCGAUGUCGAUGGACAGACGGCACUUAUGUUGGCCGCUGGAAACGGACAUCAAGCCAACGUCAAGCUUCUGCUGCAGGCACCUGGUAUCCUCGUCAAUGCUGCAGACAAGAACGGAUGGACAGCCUUGAUGUCGGCAUCCAAAAAGGGAUGGGAGGGCGCUGUACAGCAGUUACUCGACUUCCCUGGUAUCGACGUCAAUGCUGCAAACGCAGAGGGACGGACUUCUCUCAUGGUCGCGUCAUGGACACAUAAACGUUGCACGGAGGUUACUCAAGGCCAGGGGUAUCGACCUCAAUGCAUUCGAUGUGUAUGGAUGGACGGCUCUUAUCACUGCAUCAAGAUAUGGCAUGAUCGACAUCGUCCAGCUUUUGCUGGAAUGCGAGGGACUCGAGGUCAACGCUACGAACGGGGACCGACGGUCGGCUUUGAUGGUAGCCUCCCAGUUUGGCUGUGA